AUGGCGUUAUUGUUUGCUUAUUCUGCAUCUGUCCAGCUUAAUGAUCCUGAUUGGUACUUUUGGUUUCCUCUGUACACACUCGCUUUUGUUGUUAAUCUGAUUAGUUGCAAAAGAAUAUCUAAAUCGACAAGAAUCAAACAGAUGAUUGGAACAGCUCUUAGCUUGGGUCUGUUCUUGUUUCUUAAGGUUGUUGCAGAGGAUGUCAUAACAGAGAAAGUCGGAGUUUUGUCUUUAGAUCUCACUCAUAGAGUGGUUAGAGAGAAGAUUGGAAGUGGUUUAGUGAUAACUUCUAUGUUUCUGCAACACAGAGCUUCUUCUUCUUCUUCAAAACCCAGAGAGAAGAAAUACAUUGACUUUGGGAUUACUGCAACUGUAAUCUUUGGCUAUGGACUUCCAUUUUGGUUCUUCACAAUUCAGAAAGGAGAAAUCAAGAUUUGA
Arabis nemorensis is the source of this 438-nucleotide messenger RNA. The record is from the annotation of a GenBank genome assembly. NCBI's taxonomy places the organism in Eukaryota, Viridiplantae, Streptophyta, Magnoliopsida, Brassicales, Brassicaceae.